AUGGGUGACAGCACUAAUAUUAGUGUUAACGAUGGCAGCAGCCAUGCCCAGCAUGUCGUCCAGGCCGAUGUUCCCUCACCCUUUGAAGGCUACCGAGAGCCUCCUCGCCCAGAGAGCGAAGCGUCUGCCAACCAGACACAGAGAAACGAUGUGCCUAACACGAGUGAACGACAAUCGCGACCGCUACCGCCCUUCCCAUCCUCUGCCUAUCAGGAAAUGCCACCGCCAGGAUGGAUGUGGAUACCAAGUGAUAUGUUUCAAUUGAUGAUGAACCGCCAGGGGAAUGUCCUGAUGCCAGAUCCUGGUACACCUGGUGCGCCAUUAUUUAAUAAGAAAGAUGCGAGAAAGUUCCUUCGGAACUUUGAGAAGUUGUGUCAAAGGCGUGGUAUCAGCGAUCCUGCUAGGCAGUGUGAGCUGUUUGCCGAUUAUUGUGAGGACUCUAUCCAGUCGUGGGUGGAGUAUGAUCCUCUGUGGAAAUCUCGCGAUUGGGAAGCGUUUAAGGACAUGCUCUUGGCCAAUGAGGUCAUUCAGGAGAUCCAGAGGUGUGAGUGGUUGAUAACGGGGCUGCCUGAUUGGCUACGACAUCGCGUUGCAAAAAGGGGCAUUAUCGACUUCGACCGGCCGUCUAGGCCUAUGCGGCUAGAUUGGAUUGCUGAUGAGGUGUCCUGCACGAUGGCAGCGCAGGAUAAGUACGAGAGGGUGAUCAAAACGACUGGUCGACCUAGCAAUCAAGAGGUGACGUCGACAAAGGAAAGGAAGAGUGUCGCUUGGAAAGGUGGUUUUUCGGCCGAAAAACCUGCCAUUUCUUCAGGGCGACGAGAGAAGAAUUUGGAAGAACAGGUGGAAGAGAUGCGCCGUCAAUACAACGAUAUGAAGUUAACAGUCAAUAUGCUGCAAUCAGGCAUGGCGAAGAAGGAUAUGAGAAAUGAUACUGCUUACGUCCCUGCUGAUGCUUCAAGAUUGGCCUAUAGAGGACAGCGGUUAAGGCCUGCUGAUGGCAGAAGCCUUCCGAUUUGUUACUUCUGUGGCAUUGUUGGCCAUAUUUCGAAACCGACGGCUUGUCAGGCAAUGUCUGACGCGAUCAGCAAGGGCGACAUGCACGUUGGUAAUGAUGGCAAGUCAUACAUUGGCCGUGCUGGUGAAGGUGGCCCGACUAUGCAGUUUAUCUCAGGAAGGCCUUCUAUGGAAGGACUGCCCGCCCAGCUGCGAGAAUGGCGGCGCAAUACUCUGAGGGUGCCAGCUCAGCAUUUAAUGCCGAUGUCACAGCCGACGACUGAUCCUACACCGCUGCCUAGGCAGAUCCCACAUUAUGAUGGGCAGUCUAUUUAUAAUGACCUUGGAAUUAGCCCUGAGGAAAAUCAGGAGAUUGAUUGCGAUGAUGAGAUCAUUGAUGUGGGAUAUGAGAGUGCUGGUAUCAAUGCUGUUGAAACGCGUGGUAGUCAACAGCAGGAUCCUGUACGGGCAAAGCGCCGUGCAAAUGGCAUCGCUUCCACCAAGACAUGGCAAAGUGGUCAAUAUAUGCAGCCUAGUCGACAGGCAAGAGUGGAAAAUAUUGAUAAUGAUGAUGUGAUGAUGGAUCGACCCCCAGACAGUCAUAUCGAGCCACGCACGCAGUAUAUACCAGUGCCUGCUACCAGCGGAAGAUCAAAUGUGACCGUCAACCAGAGAAAAUCAGUGCCCGUUAGCCAGGUGAAGAAGACGGCACCCUAUAUGACAUCAACGGCAGCAUUAGAAGCGUUGGUUAAGAGAAGGGUGUUGGACACUAAGGUGGACCUAACAGUUGAGGAAAUGGGCAGGAUUAUUCCGAGGCUCAAGACUAACCUGUUUCGCGACACCGAGGGUCUUCGUCCUGCUAUUCCACAACCUACUUCACAAUCUGAGAAUGUGACGAAUGUGACGAAUGCGACGCAGUUGACGCCAUCGCGUUAUGGCGGCGACGAUCAUUUGCAAGUGGCUGUCGGCAAUGUUCACCCAAGUACGUACCGUGACGAUCGCCGAUCGACAGUGGUGGAAGAUCGGGUAGAAACACAUCGUGAUGUGUAUUCACUUGGCCGUCUAUACUCUGAAGUGAUCGUGGCAGGUUAUAUGCUGCGUGGCAUGAUUGAUUCUGGCAGUGGCGUCGAUGUGAUGGGCAGAAAGCAAGCAGAGACACUAGGGUUGCCGAUCAAACAAGAUCCGAAGAUUCAUGUGGUGCCCGUCAAUGGUGUACAUGUUAAGUGCCUUGGCUGUAUUCAAAACAUGCCUAUUCCAUUGGCGACAUCACCACUCACACCAUUUAUGGAAGCGACGAUGAUGGCGCUGGCGCAGCAACCUGAUGGGAAGGUGGAAUGCACGGUAUAUAAUGAUGCAAGGACGAGGAAGGUGGUUUUUCCGGUCUAUUCGCCAGAAGAAAACAAGAUCAUUAGGGCCUCGAGGCUGUGGCCUAAUGAGAUGAUUUGUGAGAAUGCCCCGUUUGUUGAGGGUGCCUUUAAACUCCUGAGCAGACGUAUGAAUUCUGGUACGACACCUGCUAUUACUAAUUUCCCGAGAAUUGUUAAUUUCGAAGAUUUGACUAGUUCUGCCGAUUCUGUUGAUGGUUUUGAUUGUUCUGAUCUCGGUGUGUUGACUGAUGUGGGCGCAAGGCCAGACGUGGGUGUGCCAGCACCGCUAUCUGGCUAUGCGCCUAUGAACCUGCUAAAUGUGUCAGCAGGAAGUGUGAUUGAUUUGGAUGAUUACUAUCUUCCGCCUGAAUGGAAGGAUGUGGAUGUUGACGGUUUCAGAGAUGUUGGGUUUGGCGAUGUGCGGAGUGUGCAUUAUCGUUCAACCACGAAGGAUGUUGACUCUUUGCCACCGUGUCGUGAUCAUGGUGUUGGGUUUAUUCACACUGCCUAG
This is a messenger RNA of Penicillium argentinense, 2871 nucleotides long. Its product is annotated as Zinc knuckle domain containing protein. Bases 1 to 2871 code for a protein of 956 amino acids. The record is from RefSeq and is a predicted model, not a curated record. The transcript is spliced from 4 exons. Lineage: Eukaryota; Fungi; Ascomycota; Eurotiomycetes; Eurotiales; Aspergillaceae.